UCCAUCAGACUCUAAAACAUGUAAUCAAACCUGAACUCCUCCCACAAGAGACCAAAAUUAACUUCUAAUCAAUCAGAAAUCUGAUAUUUUCAUCAUUUAAUAAUCAUUGAGUCCAUUUUUAGGACACAUUUCAGACAUUCUUUGGCUUCAUGAUUCCUAAAUUGAUGCUUUAACGGUCAGAUUUGAUUGUAAAGAGUAUUUUUUAUAUCUGGAUGUUGAGUCAGAAUAAAGAGCCGUCUGAAUCCCUCUCAUUAGAUAUUUAAAGAGGUUUAUUCUAACAGUUUUUAAUUGAUUGAAGGAGAUCAAACAGCUGAUUCUUCAGAAAUCUGAUAUUUUAGUGAUUUAAUAAUCAUUGAGUCCAUUUAUAAGAUACAUUUCAGACAUUCUUUGACUUUGUGAUUCCUAAACUGAUGCUUUGACGGUCAGAUUUGAUUGUAAUUCAUAUUUUUUAUAUCUGGAUGUUGAGUCAGAAUAAAGAGCCGUCUGAAUCCCUCUCAUUAGAUAUUUAAAGAGGUUUAUUCUAACUGUUUUUAAUUGAUUGAAGGAGCUCAAACAGCUGAUUCUUCAGAGGACUGAUUAACACAGCUUUUGUGGAGGGGGACAAAGAGAAAAAGGCCCCUCCCUUGGUGCUGAGCCGGGGCUUUCAGCAUGGCCCCCUGCCAGGGGAGGCUUUAAAAGGGUGGGGGCGCGUGGCGCCUCUCACUCUCACGGCAGGACGACCGAAGGGCAUCAAAGCAAGACAAGAUGACUCACCAUUGCACCAAGUUCUCCGGCCACUGGAAGAUCAUUGUCUUCGACGAGGAGUGCUUCCAGGGCCGCCGCCAUGAGUUCACCUCCGAGUGCAACAAUGUGAUGGAGUUUGGCUUCGAGAGUGUGCGCUCCCUGAAGGUGGAGAGCGGAGCCUGGGUGGGUUACGAGCACGCCUCCUUCCUGGGGCAGCAGUUCGUCCUGGAGAGGGGAGAGUACCCCCAGAGUGAUGCUUUCGGUGGCAGCAACUCCUACCACAUCGAGAGACUGACCUCCUUCAGACCUAUCGCCUGUGCCAACCACAGAGAGUGUCGUAUGACUUUCUUUGAGCGUGAGAACUUCCUGGGCCGCAAGGGUGAGCUCAGCGACGAUUAUCCUUCCCUCCAGGCCAUGGGCUGGUGCAACAACGAAGUGGGCUCUCUGAAGAUCCAGUCUGGAGCAUUUGUGUGCUACCAGUUCCCUGGAUACCGUGGAUACCAGUAUAUCAUGGAGUGUGAUCGUCACUGUGGGGAGUUUAAACACUUCAAGGAGUUUGGAUCUCACUGCCAGACCCCUCAGAUCCAGUCCAUCCGCCGUAUUCAGCAGUAACAACUCCCCUCCUGAACCCCCCCCCCCCUUUAUCCCAUGUGACCCUUCACCUUUGACCCCUGAUGCUUCCCAGUGCUGAAUAAACUGUUGUUCUUUUAAACCUUACUGACUUCCACUAAUGUAUCUCAAUAAAAAGUUCUACUACAAAGGACACAUUGUA
Molecule: messenger RNA, 1495 nt
Organism: Notolabrus celidotus (New Zealand spotty)
Lineage: Eukaryota; Metazoa; Chordata; Actinopteri; Labriformes; Labridae
Gene: cryba4
Product: crystallin, beta A4
Exons: 7
Coding region: 745-1335 (196 amino acids)
Biological process (GO): lens development in camera-type eye; visual perception
Molecular function (GO): structural constituent of eye lens
Source: RefSeq, a predicted model, not a curated record